Girardinichthys multiradiatus is the source of this 2626-nucleotide messenger RNA. It is a transcript of the gene sirt2, whose product is annotated as sirtuin 2 (silent mating type information regulation 2, homolog) 2 (S. cerevisiae). Gene Ontology annotation, molecular function: NAD+ binding. The transcript has 16 exons. NCBI's taxonomy places the organism in Eukaryota, Metazoa, Chordata, Actinopteri, Cyprinodontiformes, Goodeidae. The record is from RefSeq and is a predicted model, not a curated record. The coding region runs from base 1129 to 2280 and encodes 383 amino acids.
GGCUGGCUCUGUUCUGACAGAACUGAGACUUCUCCUAUAACAUUUUACCAGGUUGGAACAUACAGAUGGGGGGAGGUCAAUGACCUCUUUGCACAAUUUCCCUAGAUCAUCCAGAGUCCUGGGUUCUCUCGUAUGCUGUUUUUAUUUCAUUUCAGUCCACAGGCGUUCUACAGGGUUUAGGUCUGGGGACUGAGGUGGCCAUGGAUGAAGGUUGAUUUUGUGUCUGGUGAACCAUUUCUGUCAUGAUGUGCCAUAUGCGAUGGAUCAUUAUCUUGUUGAACAAAUCAAUAACUUCAUUUUAGUUAAUUGACAGAUAUUCCAACAGGUUUUAAAUUUCAAAUAUCUUCACAUUUAAAAUUGUUUUAAAUUAGUAUUUUUCCAAAAAAAGAAAAGAAAUGGGCCUCUGUGGCUUGUGAUAUUUAUACAUUUAUUUUUAUGGGAUUUAUGGGAACUGUGUCCCAAGUGAUUUUAUUUUUCUCUUUGUGUUGUGUUUUAGUGAGAGAUUAGACUCCUUGUUGCUUAUUUAUUUGUUUAUUUUAGGCCGUUUUAUAUAAUAAAACAGAGGUGCCAAUAUGUGCCCACGUGUGUGUGGCUGUAUGUAUUUGUAAUCUUUACAGUGGAGGCUUAUGCGAGAAACCAAAGCCCAUAAUCUUGUGUGAGCCUUGUUCCUGCAGCAGAUAAAGUCCACACCGGACCGAUGAAGACACCAAGAAAACCGUGACUGUCGCUUCUGUAUGUAUAGAUCUGCAAUAGCUUGGUUGGCAGUUGUGAAUAUAUAUAGAAUAUUAAAAUGCUGCUACGUUUGACAUACAUUAUGUUGUAUAACGAAUUAAACUGGCAAUACUUUUUAAGGCAACUUGCAUUCAUUAACUGUAGGAUUAGAUCAAUAAUACUGAAAGUUUUAAUAGCUGUUUUUUGUAAUAAUUAAAAUGAACAGCAGCGGGAACUUAUGUUGCCUGAGAGCGCGGUGGCGAUGAACACGGAGGUAGUUUUGUAACGGACAACAACAAGAGAGAGCAGCUGUCUGCUAGCAACGCGUUGGAUUCCUCGAUCAUUUAUCCGAUUUUAGAGAUUUUUAUUGAAUGCCAACCCUAACGGUGUAGUGUUGGAGUCCUAGCAGACGGAUAAAUGUCUAAACCAUCAGAGCACCAGGAAAAACAAGAACAAGAGGAGGAGGCUACAGCUGAAGCCGAGGAGCAAUCAGACGACAGCAGUGAAGACGAAGCUGCAGGAAACACAGAGAUGGACUUCCUGCGCAGCCUUUUCUCCAGUGCCCUGGGGCUGGGCUCUGCAGAGAAAGUUCUGGAUGAACUGUCUCUGGAUGGCGUGGCACGCUACAUAAACAGCGGCAAAUGUAAAAACAUUAUCUGCCUGGUUGGAGCGGGAAUAUCAACAUCUGCUGGUAUCCCAGAUUUCCGCUCUCCAGAUACAGGCCUCUAUGCAAAUCUGCAAAAAUAUAAUCUUCCAUACCCAGAGGCCAUUUUCCAGAUCGAUUACUUUAAGAAACAUCCAGAACCAUUCUUCGCUUUGGCCAGGGAGCUGUACCCAGGACAGUUUAAGCCGACAAUCUGCCACUAUUUCAUAAAGAUGCUGAAGGACAAAGGGCUUCUGAGACGAUGCUACACACAGAACAUCGACACCCUAGAGCGGGUGGCUGGGCUGGAAGGUGAGGACCUGAUCGAAGCCCACGGAACGUUCCACACCUCCCACUGUGUCAGCUUCUGCUGCAGAAAGGAGUACCACCUGGACUGGAUGAAAGAAAAAAUCUUCUCUGACACGAUUCCAAAGUGUGAAAAGUGCAGCAGUUUGGUCAAACCAGAUAUUGUUUUCUUUGGAGAGAACCUGCCAGCCCGUUUUUUCACUUCCAUGAAAUCGGAUUUUCCUCGGUGCGAUCUUCUCAUAGUUAUGGGCACGUCUCUGCAGGUGCAGCCGUUUGCAGGUUUAGUCAGCAGGGUUUCAAAAAGUUGCCCCAGGCUGCUUAUUAACAUGGAGAAAGCAGGAGAGGCAGAUCCUAUGUUGGGGUUGCUCAGUUUUGGAGGCGGGAUGGACUUUGACUCAGACAAGGCAUACAGAGAUGUUGCUCACAUCAGUACCUGUGAUGACGGCUGCUUGGCUCUUGCUGACCUGUUGGGUUGGAAGGCAGAGCUGGAAGAACUUGUGAAGAAUGAGCACAUCAGGAUCGACAGUCAGGACCGGAAGGAGAAGGCUGGGGAAAGCAAAGGAGCCGCAGCCAAGGGGGACCCGGCUUCAGCUGAACCAAAACCCAAAGCAGAGGAGUGACCUGUCAGAGAGUGGUCUCCUUUAAUUAAAAAUACAUUGUCAUUGUUUAAAGCUUAACCAGAGGUUAAUAUACAAGGGUUUGUUGUUAAGGAAUGAAGCUGGGAUUUUUGUGAGUCUCUGAUCUGAGGACAGUUUAUUGCUGUAAUUAUGCUUUUGUUUAUUAGUCAUUUGCACUUUACUAACGUCACUGUUUUCCACAAGGAUUUAUUUGCCCCAGCUGUAGAUUCAAUUCAAUUCAAAGAUACUUUAUUGAUCCCCGAGGGGAAAUUAGAAUUCCAGUACAACCCAUCCAAACAGACAUCAUGACACAAGACAAGGGGGGGACGGGUCACCGAGGCUUUGCUGC